UUUUCCGGUCAAAUGUUUAGAGAUCACAGUAGAGAUGGUUUUCGAUGCAUUUGGCCUAUAAUCCCACUCUCAACAAGGGUCUGGCACCUCACGUUUACAACCUCUUAUUUAGUUUGAAUAAGCUGAUUUCUAGCAUUCCAAUAUUAUGGUAUUUGCAAUGCCCGUAUUUGAUGGAAUAGAGUCGUGUCUGGUGAAGAAUCUCAAGUUCACUCCUUCCACAUGCCUUCGUAUUGUGGGACGUACUUCAUACGUUGCGUUGGUGGGAUUUAUAGCAGUAUAUAUUCCAUUUUUUCGGCGGUCUUGUUUUCUCCUCAACGUCCUACUUCUUGCCAUGCAUUAUAUGGUUGGUCAUGAAACAACAAAAACGUUGGAGCUUUCAUUGGAUUGCAUCUUGGAUCUCGAUAAUAGUUGGAGUCCUAAUCGCGGUGUUAGCACCAAUAGGUGGAGCGAGACAGAUCAUCCUUCAAGCCAAAACCUAUAA
Molecule: messenger RNA, 481 nt
Organism: Arabidopsis thaliana (thale cress)
Lineage: Eukaryota; Viridiplantae; Streptophyta; Magnoliopsida; Brassicales; Brassicaceae
Product: lysine histidine transporter-like protein
Exons: 5
Coding region: 146-481 (111 amino acids)
Source: RefSeq, marked reviewed